AUGAUUCCUAUAGUGUACCGAGAUAUAAAUUCCUUUACUGCACUCUUCCUUCUUCUAGUGUACCGGGGUGCUUGGCCUACUUACGUGCUUGGCCUACUUAGAUGUCUUAGCUUGCUUGGCUUACUUAAAUGUCUUGGCUUACUUAGGUACUUGGCUUGUUUCAGUGUCUUGGCCUACUUGAGGGUCUUGGCUUACUUCAGUAACUUGGCGUGCUUAAGGGUCUUGGCCUACUUGAGUUACUUGGUGUACUUGAGUGUCUUGGCCUACUUCAGUUACUUGGCUUGCUUCAGUGUCUUGGCCUACUUGAGUGUCUUGGCCUACUUCAGUAACUUGGCGUGCUUGAGGGUCUUGGCCUACUUGAGUUACUUGGUGUACUUGAGUGUCUUGGCCUACUUCAGUAACUUGGCGUGCUUGAGUGUCUUGGCCUACUUCAGUUACUUGGCGUGCUGCAGUGUCUUGGCCUAGUUGUGUGUCUUGGCUUACUUCAGUAACUUGGCGUGCUUGAGGGUCUUGGCCUACUUGAGUUACUUGGUGUACUUGAGUGUCUUGGCCUACUUCAGUAACUUGGCGUCCUUGAAUGUCUUGGCUUACUUCAGUAACUUGGCGUGCUUGAGGGUGUUGGCCUACUUGAGUUACAUGGCGUACUUGAGUGUCUUGGCCUGCUUAAGCAACUUGGCGUGCUUGAGUGUCUUAGCCUACUUUUGUGUCUUGGCCUACUUCAGUAACUUGGCGCGCUUGAGUGUCUUGGCCUACUUCAGGAACGUGGCGUGCUUGAGGUAAUUGGCUUACUUAAAUCUCUUGUCCUACUCCAGUAAGCUGGCGUACUUGAGUGUCUUGGCCUACUUCAGUAACUUGGCGUACUUGAGUGUCUUGGCCUACUUCAGUAACUUGCGUACUUGAGUGUCUUUGCCUACUUCAGUAACUUGGCGUCCUUGAGUGUCUUGGCCUACUUCAGUAACUUGGCGUACUUGAGUGUCUUGGCCUACUUCAGUAACUUGCCUACUUGAGUGUCUUGGCUUACUUCAGUAACUUGGCGUGCUUGAGUGUCUUGGCCGACUUCAGUCACUUGGCGUACUUGAGUGUCUUGGCCUACUUCAGAAACUUGGCGUGCUUGAGGUACUUGGCUUACUUAAAUCUCGUGGCCUACUCUAGUAAGUUGACGUACUUGAGGGUCUUGGCCUACUUCAGUAACUUGGCGUGCUUGAGGGUCUUGGCCUACUUCAGUAACUUGGCGUGCUUGAGUGUCUUGGCCUACUUUUGUGUCUUGGCCUACUUCAGUAACUUGGCGUACUUGAGGUACUUGGCUUACUUUUGUGUCUUGGCUUAAUUCAGUUACUUGGCGUGCUUGAGUGUCUUAACCCACUUCUUUAACUUGGCGUGCUUGAGGUACUUUGCUUACUUUUGUGUCUUGGCCUACUUCAGUAACUUAGCGUGCUUGAGUGUCUUGGCCUACUUUUGUGUCUUGGCCUACUCCAGUAACUUGGCGUGCUUGAGGUACUUGGCUUACUUUUGUGCCUUACUUGGCGUGCCUGAGUGUCUUGGCCUGCUUCAGUUACUUGACGUACUUGAGUGUCUUGGCCUACUUCAGUUGUUUGACGUGGUUGAGGUACUUGGCUUACUUGGCUAGGCUACUUGUUUGUCUUGGAUUGCUUGAGUAUCUUGGCCUACUUCAAUUACUUGAGCGUCCUGGCUUACUUAAAUGUCUUGGCCUACUUCAGUUACUUGGCGUGCUUGACUGUCUUUGCUUACUUUUGUGUCUUGGCCUACUUCAGUUACUUGGCGUGAUGGAGGUACUUGGCUUACUUGUCUGUCUUGGGUUGAUUGAGUAUCUUGGCUUACUUCAGUUAGUUGGCGUACUCUAGGGUACUUGAAUUACUUUUGUGUCUUGGGUUGCUUGAGUGUCCUGGCUUACUUUUGUGUCUUGGCCUUAACUUCAGUUACUUGGCGUGUUUGAGGUACUUGGCUUAAGUUUCUUGAACUACAUGAGUUGCUUGGCUUGCUAUAUUUUAGACUGGUUUCUUGGCAGUUUCGAGUUACCUCAGUGUAUUGAUUUACUGGCCUGGUGUACUUCAGUUUAAUUUAAUUUAAUUUAAUUGUUCGUAGCGCUUUGCAUGUUUGACUUCCUUGGGUAACUUGAGUGAUUUGAUUUAUAUGAAAGAAUAUCGUCUCAGUUAUAGACGCAACUUUUGCGAUUCUUAAGUGAUUUGCUUGCUUUUUUCGCGUGCUUCAGUUGGUUAAGUGAUUUGGAGUGCUCGAGAUACUUGUCUUACUAAGUUACUUGGAAUCGAGCCAGUCAUUUAUAAGACACUAAUUUUAAUUUCAAGAAUAUUAGUUGUUUGUAAUUACCAACAGUUAACUCAAGAUGGUUGGAUAUUUGACAAACGAGUCCUUUUCACCCCCAUUAUUUCCGUUUGGGGAUGAAGUGAUACUGGGGAGAGGUUCAAGAAUGUAGUGGCACACUGGCAUUUAAAAACACAGUUACUUCUCCUGGGUUCAAUCCGAAUUUUUAUACAAAGGAAGAUUAGAAUAUUCUCAUUCCAUUGCUUUGACCUGUGUUAGAGCGUUUUUUAGCCAUUUACCAGAAAAUGUAAUGACUGGACAUCGGUAUUUGUCUGCAUCGAACGAUGUCUUAGUUCUCUCCCUGAAAGCGUACGGGAGAAAUUUCCCUUCAUCAUGCAACAAAGGAGUGGCUUUACUCUACGUCUUUAUCACUAUUUAAUUACUGGCAUUUAUCAAGGACAAAAUUUAAUGGAAUUAUUUGAAGGCAUCGCAUCGCUGAACUAA
This is a messenger RNA of Porites lobata, 2784 nucleotides long. Lineage: Eukaryota; Metazoa; Cnidaria; Anthozoa; Scleractinia; Poritidae. The record is from the annotation of a GenBank genome assembly.